This is a messenger RNA of Solea senegalensis (Senegalese sole), 1233 nucleotides long. RefSeq lists its product as uncharacterized. Bases 254 to 1006 code for a protein of 250 amino acids. Lineage: Eukaryota; Metazoa; Chordata; Actinopteri; Pleuronectiformes; Soleidae. The record is from RefSeq and is a predicted model, not a curated record. The transcript is spliced from 5 exons.
UGUGUGUAAGGUGGAGAGUGAUUAGUGGGUCACUUCCUUCCUUUACCAUCCAUCUGGACAAGAGCAGCAGCAGCAGGAUAAAGAAAAGUCUGUCAAACGAGGAGAAGGAGGAAAAGAAAGUGAAGGACAGAGCGAGAUGUAAAAAAUGGUGAUAACGAAAGUAUUGCAGUUGUCCAAACUUGCCACAGUGUUUGUUGUGAAACACUGUUAAGUACAGUCAACCCGUGAGGAGCCGUAACCGACUCUGUCAGACAUGCGUGAGUAUCUUCUCAGUGUCGUCGGCUGCCUCUGCCUUCUUCCCGGUCUCAGUGCUGAAGAAUGCAGCCAGGCUGUUCUGGCCAGACGUGAAACGUUCUAUGUACCAGAAGGGGGCAGUCUGUCUCUGUCUUGUGUGGUCCAGCACUGUGGAGACACCUGGACGGGGAACUGGAGGUGGCAAAAUGCGACAGAUGAAAGGUUCAGUACCAUCAGGAACUCCGAAAGACAUCAUCUGACCAAUGUGACGCUUUCAGCAAACGGAACCCGCCUAGUUUUGAAUCUCCAGAGGGUCAACCAAUUAGACGAAGGUUCCUAUGGAUGCAAGGUUACGUGGGGUGAAGGUUACACUGAUCAGGGUCAUCUGAUGUACGUGAACAUCACAGCAGCUGUUCCCUCGCAGAGGAAUUUGUUGCACAGGGUUUUGGUCUGCGUCGGUGCUUUCCUUUGUCUUCCUGUCAUUCUCGGACUGGCUCGUUGUGUGAGGUCAGAGGUCAAGCCUCACCCACAUCCCAGGACUCAGUCCACACAUGUGGCUGUACACAGAGAUGAACCCGACCUGGCUCCACUGCCUCUACCCCGAUGUCCAGUACAACAGAAACAUAGAGCUUCCUCACACAAAGCGAGCCCCAAGUCCCAGCAGAACACUGAGGUGCUGUAUGCAGAUGUUUCUAUGGAGGCACCAAGGCCAAAGAGAGUCGUCAGAGAGCCUCCUCAGUCGACUGUGUACUCAUCGCUCAAAUUUUCCUGACUGCAUUUGAAUUAAGUGGAGGUGAAAAGCUGUAUUCUGUAGAUAAAUUAUUUUAUACUUUUUGGUGAGGUACAGUACUGCUGAGUCCUUGUUGCUUUCAGGAAACAUGACGUGGACAUGUGAAGUUUCUCACACGCAGGAAGCGACUACAAUACAUUUCAGGACUUCACCUGCAUAAUGUGAAACUCGAUUAAAGAAGAGGACACAAUUAAAUACAAAUUAUAGUA